CCAGGGCUCUCACCCAGAAGAAUUAUUUUCCGGAGAAACUGUUUGCCUCUGUUUUAAGCUCGUGUCCUUGGGACACGUGACCAUCUCCCCAGAGCUCGCCUGCUGGAGGACAGAUGCUUUGCACGAAGGUGGAGGAGGGAGGAAGCUCCCUCCCGUGGCACUCGAGCAGGGCUGUGGGUGGCGAAGGAGCCCACAGCAGACGGCCUCGUCCUGUGCGCGUCCUCGGGAUGGGCGGCCCGCGGACGACCCUGUCUGUCUUCCUUAUUUUUGUGUCUGUGUAUCUGCAUGGGGCUCUGUCUCAGGAAGCCGGCCCUGCAGCGCAAAGAAAACCAUUUUUUGAGAGGCUCCGCAGACUAGAAGAGCAGUUUCGGAGGCUCCAAGAGGUGACCCUCACACACCUGCGGGGCCUUGCCAGCAACUACAACCUGUCCUACGACAUUGACACUCGGUUCCAGAGCCUGGCCCUGGAGACCCAGGCCGUGAACCGGUCACAGGCCGCCGUGCAGGGCGACCCGAGCCGCCUCAAGACCUGGAUGCAGAAGUCACAGCGCAGGAGCCGGAAGCCGGACUCCAGGCUGCUGGCCUUGGACUCCGCCCUGAGUGACAGGGACAGGCAGCUGGCCCAGGCGGGGAAGGAGCGGGAGGCACAGGGGGACGGCCUCGCCGGCCUGGGCCUGGCCCUGCGGGCCCUACAGGACACGGUGGACGGCCUCACGCACCUGGUGCAGAGCCAGGGCGCCAGGCUGGCUGCUCUCGAGGGACGGCUGCAGGUGGCCCGUCCUGGCGCCGUGGCCCGGGGGCCGACUCCAGCCCUGCCCCCGCCCCCGCCCCCCCCCAUGGACCCUUGGUCAGGCAGACCUGAAGGGCAAUGACCCCAAAGACGUUCACGUCCUGAUCCCUGGGCCCUGUGGAUGCGUCACCUCACACAGCAAGGGGAACUUCCGUCUGGGAUGACCAUCCUGAGCCCCGGCUUCCCCGCAGGCCUGCGGGCCCUGUCUGUCUGCAGCUGGGUCCGCGUGGCCUCGGGCCACCUGGGCACCCUGCUCUCCUACGCCACCGAGGAGAAUGACAACAAGCUCGUGCCGCACGGCAGGGACUCCCCGGUCCCUGGCUCUGUCCACUUCGUGAUCGGAGACCCGGCCUUCAGGGAGCUGCCCCUGCAGCCACUGCUGGACGGCCGGUGGCACCACGUGUGUGUCAUCUGGACGUCCACGCUGGGCAGGUACCGGCUCCACGUAGACCGCAGGCUAGUGGCCACCGGCUCCCGCUUCAGGGAGGGCUACGAGAUCCCUCCAGGGGGGUCCCUUGUGCUGGGCCAGGAGCAAGACAGCGUGGGGGGUGGGUUCGACAGCUCCGAGGCCUUCGUGGGGAGCGUGGCGGGCCUGGCCAUAUGGGACCGGGCGCUGGUCCCCGGGGAGGUGGCAAGCCUCGCCACGGGGAGGGGGCUCCCUCCGGGCGCUAUCCUCACGCUGGACGACGCCCACCGGGUGGGCGGAUUCGUGCAGAGGGUGAACUGCAGCUGCCUGGCGCUCUGUCCCUGAGGCUGUGUUCUCGGGCUGGAUGGGGACAGCCUGAG
Molecule: messenger RNA, 1576 nt
Organism: Leopardus geoffroyi (Geoffroy's cat)
Lineage: Eukaryota; Metazoa; Chordata; Mammalia; Carnivora; Felidae
Gene: PTX4
Product: pentraxin 4
Source: RefSeq, a predicted model, not a curated record